Messenger RNA from Planococcus citri (citrus mealybug), 2655 nucleotides. RefSeq names its product U4/U6.U5 tri-snRNP-associated protein 1. The transcript has 16 exons. The coding region runs from base 134 to 2557 and encodes 807 amino acids. The record is from RefSeq and is a predicted model, not a curated record. NCBI's taxonomy places the organism in Eukaryota, Metazoa, Arthropoda, Insecta, Hemiptera, Pseudococcidae. Gene Ontology annotation, cellular component: U4/U6 x U5 tri-snRNP complex. Gene Ontology annotation, biological process: maturation of 5S rRNA; mRNA cis splicing, via spliceosome.
GACAACGUCGCAUUGAACGAAAAUAACCAAAGUGCAAGUGGUGAAAUAAUUACACUUCCAAUUAAAAAUGUAAAAGAUUUCCGAUUAUUUAAUUAUUUGUUGUUAAAGUCGUGUAAUUUCAUAGUUCUCAAGAAUGGGUUCCAAUAAACACAAGCAUAAGUCCAAGAAAAGGAAGCAUUACCGUAGUUCGGAAUCAUCAGAACGGGAGCUCGAGAAAGAACGACGCCACCAUAAAAAACACAGCAGAGAUAAAAAGGAGAAACAUUCAAGUUCAAAAUCAAUUUUAGUCGAUGAUUAUGACAGUUCAGAUAGCGACGAUGUAAUCAUCGUAACUACACCUCCGCCACCAAAAAUUUCAAGAAAUAUUUCUCCUUCACCACCACCAGCAAAAAGAUCCAGACAUUCUCAUGCACCAACACCACCUCCGGCUGUUAUUCGACGAAGAUCACCGUCACCGCCUCCGGCGUCUUCGACUCGUGAGAGCAGAGCUACCACAAAUUCAUCUGCAGAAGCUUCAUUAUCGAUCGAAGAAACCAACAAAAUUAGGCUUAAAUUAGGUUUGAAACCAUUAGAUGUGAGUUCUGCAAAACCUCAAGAAAAUGAUAAAGAAAAAAAAGAAACGUUUGGAGGCACUGAUAUGGGCGAAUUCGUGCAUAAGCCCGCAGAAAAUAUUGCUACUAAGACUUUCAACGAGAAAUUGAAAGAGAAAAUUGCCCUUAAACGAGAAAAACGAUUACUGGAGCAGAAAUUAGCCAAGGUCAAGACUCUGGGCGAUGAAGAUGAUUCUGACGACGAUGUAUCCAAAUGGGUUGAAAAAAAUCGGAAGAUUGUCAACGAAAAGGAGCAAGCUGAGAAAAAAGCUAAAGAAUUGGACGCAUUGGAUGAAGUUUUCGGUAUUGGUGACCUGAUAGAAGAAGAUAAAAGGGUCCAGAAGAGAUUCAUGUACACUUCCAAGGAUUUAAAAGGGCUCAAAGUUGGACACUCUACCGAAAAUUUUGUUGAAGGACGUGAUGUCAUUUUAACGUUAGAGGAUAAAGGAAUACUGGAAGACGAGGAAGAUACUUUAGUGAAUGUUAAUAUUCAAGACGAUGAACGAUAUAAAAAAAAUAUUGAUCGAAGAAAACGGAAACCCGGUUAUAACGCUUACGACGACAGCGCUGAACUUGAAGAAGAACUUCUUGACGAUAAGAAAAAAGUACUCACCAAAUAUGACGAAGAAAUUGAUGGAGAGAAAAAAUCUAGCUUCAAAUUAGGAGUAAACGCUAAAAUGGAAGAAGAAGCUAGGAAAGAAGCUAUCCGUAAAAAAUUACAAGAACGACAAAUUGGUAAACGAUUAGAAACUUUGGCCAUGUCUUUAACUCCUGCCUCUGAAUAUUACACGGAACAAGAGAUACAAAUCAAAUUCAAGAAACCCAAGAAAAAAGUGAGGAAGAUUCGUAAAAAAAUUCUAAAAGCUGACGAUUUGUUACGAGAUGAUUAUUCCAUGAAAGAUGAACCUGAAGAAGAUCCUUCUUUAAGGGGCAUCGGUACCAGAAGACCUAAGAGUCGCUCGAAAAUUAAAACUGAAGUUAAAGAUGAACCUAUGGACGAGUUAGACUUUGACGAUCUACCAGUUCCUCCUCUUAUUGACACCAGUAAAAUUAAAAUAGAAGAUGAAGAUGAUGAUCAAGAUUUACAACUUGCUUUAGACAGAGCUAGGAAAUUAAAACAGGAGAGAGCGUUGAAGCCGAGUGCCGUAGAAACCUCCUAUGACGAAGAUAUGGAAGACGUGAGUAAAACAGGACCUCCGGGUAGUUCAAUUGUUUUAAACGCAACUGCAGAAUUCUGUCGAACUUUAGGAGAUAUUCCUACCUAUGGACAAGCUGGUAAUCGUGAAGAAGAUGCUCAAGAAUUAUUGGAUUUCGAAAGGGAACUGCAAAAAGAAAGAAUGCGUAGAGAAGAAAUAGAUGCAUUGACUACGGGCUGGAAUGAAGUAGCUAUGGCAGAUUCAACGCCGGUGGAUAUAACUCCCGCUGAAGUUCCUAUUCUUGACGCCGAACCGGAUAUAGUCACAGGUGUCGCAGGAGCUUUAAAAAUGGCUAUCGUCAAAGGUUACGUGCAGAACGAAAAUGAAAAAAGACCAUCCGCUUCUAGAUUCGCUCAUUUACAAGCGCAAAACUAUUCUAUCGAAGAUAAAGCUCAUUCGAUGGAGGAUGAUAAACAUGCUCGAAGAGAACGAUAUUGCGGUCCUACGUCUGAUUUCAAAGAGAAAGCUGGUUACAAACCAAACGUUAAAUUGGAUUAUAUUGAUGAUGACGGCCAUAAAUUGUCGGCCAAGGAAGCGUUCAGGUAUUUGUCGCAUAAAUUUCAUGGUAAAGGUCCUGGUAAGAAUAAGAUAGAAAAAAGAAUGAAGAAAGGAGAACAGGAUGCGUUGAUGAAACAAAUGAGUUCUACGGAUACUCCAUUGGGUACUUUGAGUAUGUUGCAACAGAAGCAGAAAGAAACAGCUUCGCCGUUUGUUGUUCUCAGUGGAAGCAAACAUGGGCAUUCAACUGCAAUUUCCAAGUUGAAGAUGUAAUUGUAAAUGUUGCCGGUGUUGAUUGUCAGCAAUAAGUAAUCAAUAAUUAUUGAGGAAUGUACAUUAUAUUCAUUAGUGUAAUAAAUACUUCUAAAUUA